AUGGCAGUUGUAAUUGCACUGGCAUUAUCUUUAUUAUUAACAAGCUACACAGGAGGUUUAGAGAAAAGAGAUUGGACUCAGGUGGAUCGACACACCAUCAUUGUCAAAGUGAUUUCCAUUCCUCUGAUUAGAAUUAGAGGCUACUGGUUUUUAAUUCCGUCUACUCCAAUCAGCGUAAAUGUCGCAAUAAACUGGAACGAAUUUAUAUCUGUACCACAUUCAGCCAAGAAACAGUUUUUUGGUUCAGGCGCAUAAGAGAAAAUUUAAAUCUCAAUUUUUAAACAUAUCAAGCUAGAGUUACUCUGACAAGUUCUCCUUGACAGGUUCUUUUGUAACCAGUUAGAAAAUAAGUUUUUUUGGCCUUGUGAAUACCGAAGGAUAGCGGUUUGACCAGUUCUCUUUAUAAUGACGUCAGCCUUUAUUUAACAAAAGUAAUUUUCUGAGUUGUUUUUUCCUUGUCGUGUUGUUACUGCACAAAGAGCAAGUCAUAACUCUUGAAUUUAGCGCUAUUGUAAAUUUUGGCAUUACAUUUUUAGCAAGAUGUCAUUAAAGCAAGAGCAGCUCGGAAGAUGACUGGUCAACAUUUUUCCUGUUUCUCUCUAAAUAGAUAGAAAAUAAAUUAACAAGUGGCCGAAUCGUGCACAAACGAAACGCACACUCAGAAAUUAUAUCACCACACAAAGGGACUAAAUGGGGACCACACUGCCAACAUAUUCAGUUAAUCUUAAAGGACUUUUAGGCCUCUGAAGCCCACUCGAUAAGACCGCCGUUAUGUAAUUUGGGUAGCUCUAUAUCCUAGUAAUGACGGUCAUAACUUCCCGCUUCGCAACGUCNGUUUUUUUGGCCUUGUGAAUACCGAAGGAUAGCGGUUUGACCAGUUCUCUUUAUAAUGACGUCAGCCUUUAUUUAACAAAAGUAAUUUUCUGAGUUGUUUUUUCCUUGUCGUGUUGUUACUGCACAAAGAGCAAGUCAUAACUCUUGAAUUUAGCGCUAUUGUAAAUUUUGGCAUUACAUUUUUAGCAAGAUGUCAUUAAAGCAAGAGCAGCUCGGAAGAUGACUGGUCAACAUUUUUCCUGUUUCUCUCUAAAUAGAUAGAAAAUAAAUUAACAAGUGGCCGAAUCGUGCACAAACGAAACGCACACUCAGAAAUUAUAUCACCACACAAAGGGACUAAAUGGGGACCACACUGCCAACAUAUUCAGUUAAUCUUAAAGGACUUUUAGGCCUCUGAAGCCCACUCGAUAAGACCGCCGUUAUGUAAUUUGGGUAGCUCUAUAUCCUAGUAAUGACGGUCAUAACUUCCCGCUUCGCAACGUCACAGAAUGGAAUAAAAUAUCACAAAGUUUAAUAAAUCUUUGGGAUUUCACUGAGAGUAGAGUUGCUUUAUGUUACCCAUAUUUCCAUGCGUUCUCGUCGUUAGGCUAACACCUUCAAUAGUAGGCAAGCUUUUGGUUAUGAUUUUCAAGUGACGACUUUCUCGAUGUCAGUCUAUUUCUUUCGUGAGCUAUACGCUUGACCAAGUACGCAAAAAAAAAACAGCCGUACGCUUCAGGCCUUUUUGCAAUAAAGUACUGUUUUUCUACUUCAUUGUUUUUGUCGAUAUAUCAUUCAAAAUAGAAUGGAAAUUCAACUAGCUUCUUCGCUCAUAGGUUGAGUCACUUCGUUCCUAAGUUAACAUGAACAACUUUGUUUAAAUCAAAACCACGUUACAAUAUUGACAGCACUUAGGGUUAUUCGCAAUAAUACUUAAAACUGUCUGUUAUUCAAUGAUGGUUGCUCCCAGAGGAGUUAACUUCUAAAAAGAGAUAAUAGUCUAAUAAACAAUUGCCCGGCUUUGCUUUGGCGUCAUGUUUACACCGCUAUCACUUUCGUAGGCGCGGAUCAUGGCGGGUUUGUAUUCGCCAUUGCGAACUAUGACUCGCUAAGAAACACUGAUCAGAUAUUGCAAUACUCUGAGAAAGAGCCGAUUAUAGCAAUAGUUCCUUCACCAUCGUGUGACAUACUAAUUAGCGCACAAGGUCCUAUAUUCACCAAACAAUUAGAUGAAUAUUGUAAAUUGGCGAUCAUAGCACUGCGGAUAUCAUGGUUACUUGUUUUGGAUGACUGUAAAUGUGAAGCACGUCCAGCAAGCAUAGGCCACUCAGGUAAGAAAAUUGUUAUAAAGCAAAAGUUCUAACAAACAUGCAUUCACUGAGGAAAUACGCCGCCGUGUACAAGAAACUGAACAACAAAAACAAGUUCUCGCCAUAUCCGCAUUCAAGUCAAAUAGCUUGAAACACUUCCCGCAAAUAUCAGCAGAGAUCACGAAACCAUGAAAUCUUUCAGUUUUUCAUCAUAAGAUUUAACAAAUGAAGAAGAAUCGUUAUGUAAUCAACAAAACAGACGGUUAAUCCGAGCAAUUAAUAGUGGUCAAAAAGACAAAACACCUGCAACUGAACUGAUGCGGCAGUCGACAGGGGUAUUUUGCAGAACGCCGAACUGGCGGCCGCCAAAGACCAGAUGACUCAGUUUAGUGAUAAGGGAUAGAGAACCAAGUUCCAGUACAGUUUGCCCUGUAUAAUGACAGGAAAUUGAUUUACUUAGUUUCCUAACCCUAAUUUUAACUUUAGAGUCGGCACCGUUCUACGUACAACAUGACGGUCUGACAGAUAGAGCAGCACUGAAAUAGUACUGAUAGUAAAGAACUGAACAUCAAACUGCAUUCUCGAGACUGAAUUUCGUUGGAUCUCAACUUUAGUUAUUUAGCAAACGUAGGGUAGUAAAAUUGCCAUCAAGUAUUUUAAAAACCCAUUCGAAAAUAUUCCUUGUUUGUUUUGACCGUAAAACUGUUGAGAUUAAAUCAUAAGUUUUUUUUCCUCCAGAGGACCUUAAACACAUAAUAACUACCAAACAGAACUUUUAAAUACAUACAAUAUUAUCGUUCGAGCCCGAAAAGAUGCUUCAAACAAAAGAAAAUUUAUAUAUAUUGGUACGUGCGAAAGAUUAGAAGAUGACUGUAUUCAAUUUGCUCGUGACAAGAAAGAAAAACUAGAAAUUUGCUUUUUUGAACUUUUAGUUCAGUCAUCGGAAGCAUAUGAUACGAGUGUUUUUUUUUUUUGUUUUUUUUUUACUCGCUUAUAAAACAAACAGCUGCAAAUCUUUUAGUACAGGAGACGAAAUCUGAACCGUAUUGAAACUAGUAAGACUGUUUUAUUAGCCAAGCCUAUACUAGAUUACUUAGUAAGAAUAAGUGCUCACGGUGCCAACUCGAUGGUGUGCUAGAUAUUUGAGUGCACAUGAGACUUAAACCCCUGACCUAACCUCGUUUCUCUACCUUCGAAAGUAAUUUUCAAUGUCGCAGCUAGUGCUUUUGAAGGUACAGAUAAGAUCUGUGGACUUUUCCGUGGAGAUGGUUGAUGGACGACACUACUAUCACGUAAUUAGAUUUGGGCACAAUAGGCUCCUUUAAUUUCUGAAAGGAAAAUUGAUAAUAAAUGUUCAGUUCCAUAUCCGCCGGACAAUCAUUAAUGCGACUGGUUUACGUGGACCAUCUUGAUCGGUACAUUUUUUAACAACCAUGUCUGAUAUCAUGAUCUAAUAACUCCAAGUUGGUCAGUCCAUGGAAUUACUUAGCUGCAAGAGGAAAUAGGACUAACAAAGCCAACGUUUCUGCACUAGUGAGCCUUAUGGACGUAUUUACUUUAGCAAGAAAACAAGGUGGUCUUGACCAGAGUACUGUGGAGUUUUCCGCAACAAAGCUUACGUGAUCUUAACUUUUAAUCUAGCACCCAGUGAAAUGAUAAUUAGGAUCGUAUAUUGACUCUAAAAAAUUGAUCCCCAGCGCUGCGGUGUGAAAACCAUCCCCAACGUUUCGUGAAGAUGCACGUGCCGAUAUUUGUGAAAUAACAUCACAGCGCGCUCGCGACCGCCGAGUGAAAUGAGGGACGAUCAUGAUCGGCUUUCUAAUGGUACCACGAACUUUUUUUUAUUUUUGUAUGAAUGGUUUGAUGCGCACGUCAUUCGUUGAAAUUGACACAUUGAACUCUUUUAAACUUUCUGUUGUCAAACAUUUUCGUCUUUUCACAAAUGAGCAAUCAGGGGCACCCAACGAGAGUAUAGUUCAAAACCACUUAAACAUAGCAUUGUUAAACGUAUUUUAGUAUUUAAACGGUAGAUAUAGGCAUAUUUUUAUCCCCUAAAAAUUUUUCAUCUGUUCGGAUUUCCUAGCUGAAAGUCUAGUGAUCUGAAAAUUAUAGGGAUUAAAACUUACCUUUUGGAAAAUUUCAGCCAGAAAAGAGGCCCCCGAAAAUUCUAGGCAAUUAUGCCAUUUUUUAGAUGUUCGAAAAUCCUAGGAGAGGCAGGCAAGCAAGAAAUUUUACAACAAAUGUUUCGAAAAUUCUAGAUCUCAAAUCGUCUUCCGAACAGAUAUUCUUCCGAAAAUUGUCUUUGGGUGCCCCUGAGAAAUGAACAUGACCCUUGGAGAAACAAAAUUGACGAAUGCCCUCGGAAUGCUCAGAACUAUAUCUGAAUGUUAUAAAAAUUAUGAAACAAACUAAAAUGGAUCCGUUCCGUUUAAGGUCGGGCUACCCAGUGUGAGCUGACCAACAGCCACCAGUAAAUAUGCAGCUAUUGCACUUGAAAAUCUUAACCAACUUGUCUCGCAAUUAAUUCUUCAGUUGCUAAAUUCAGACUUGUAACCAGUUGUUGUGUCUUGUAUAAUUUGGAGAUCCGCCGGGAAAAGGAAGGAGGGAGAGGGGAAAUAACCACAACCUACUUUUGAUUAACUUGGAAAAAGGAAAAGCAUUUUCAGACAAGUUGUUAAUGAGGAGUAGUGUGGAAUGUUGCAAGGCAUAUUCAUCUCAGGGAGUGUUGCACAAGGCAAUCAGUUUGUAAGCAAUUUCUAUUGCAACAAAAUUGCAAUAAAUUUAUAGAAGUCGCCAGAAAAAUUGCCUACUACCUGAAUCAUAACUCCGAUAAUUAUCAUACUAGUAAUGAAUGACUAUGCGAGCAGGGACUGAAAUGUUUCUCUGAAGAUGUUUCUCGGUGCUCCAUUUUUUGAUAUAUUUAAGGACUCAACAGAAAUGGCUGAAAAUUAUGUAGGGUUUGAAAGAAAUCCGAUAAUCAAUUGCUUAUUGGAGCAGUUAACAGGAAAAAUAAUACUUAAAAAAGCUACCCGACGUUUCGAUGUUUAACUAGGACAUCAUUAUCAAGAGUGAUAAAUGAUAAGUUUCAAAGUUAUUUGAAACUUAUCAUUUCUCCCUCUUGAUAGUGAUGUUUGAAACAAUUAGCUUAAUGGUCUUUUUUGACCAUUAAGAAACAUGUGUGAUACUGCAGUUUUUAGUGAUGUCAGCAUUUACCACCAUUGUAGCAUUAUUUUCAUAACGGAUACAGUUUUGACAACCGUUGACGACAUCCAUUGUCUUGUGGUGACAACCAAUGGUGGCUAAGCAAUCAAUAAAAAUCCGGAGUGAAAAAACUAAUUAUUCAUUCUACCGACUCGGUGUGUGGGGAACAGAACAGGCCCAAAUUAUAUCCAAACUAACCCUUCACAAAGACGAAGACGCAAAAAAAAAAUUGAUAACAGUCCAGGGAAAAUUGACGCUACUGACUGCGGUUGAGGCGAGGUGCAUUUUGCAUAGAUUUAAAAUUAGGUACGUGUUUUUAAAACUUUGAAGUACUUUAUCGAUAUAGCUACAAUGUAGAUCUUAAACUCCAUUAUUAUCAGUCUUGUAAAGAUGUUGUUGAGUGUGGUUUAGCUGCUUCAAGUAUUGAAAUUUGAUAAACUGGUCUUUUAGGAAAUGGUUUAUUUAAUCGUUAUUAGUACAGUGAAAUGAAGUUAACGUGUUUACAAUCGCCUGUGAUUGCGUGCUGCUCUACAGUUCCGCAUUAAAUUCAUGCUAAUUACAAUAUCUGAUAUUACUUUAAGUAUUUAAUUCAUAUUAUUAUUUCAACAUUUUCCGUUUUCCCAUGAGAAGUAAAAUAAUAAAAUAUUCUUAUUAAGAGGGCGCAAAUCUAAACUCUUCGCUUUAAGAAAGUGAUUUCCAAGCAGUGUUUUUCGUCAUAUGAACGCAAAUCUCCAUAUUUAUGUACACAAAUACAAAACAUAGUUUUAUUUUUAUUAUCUGUCGCUAAAAUGUCGUCAUUUGUGUCCAUUUUAACCCAUGUACUAUUACCCAUAAAGCCCUUUACGCAGACGAAAUUGUUUUCGAGGUCUGAACUAUUUAAUACGUUUCUCUUUAGCUUAUAAUUUAAACUUAUUAAAAUGCGUCCAAGAAGAAGAUAGGGAUUUUAAAGUUGUAAUUGCUUCAAUAACGAAUACAGAAAAAAAUGGCGUGACCAAUUACGUGUGACUUAACAUGAUUGUCACCCAAUUAUCACCUUUGACGCUGUAUUCCUUUUCUUCCUGGUUUGUUAAGUAUUUAUAACAUCGCCGAUAUUCCUACUUGUCCAGUAUAAUUCUUUUUCGAGACACAUAAAAGCGUCACAUGUAGGUCUGAUAGAAAAAUUUAUAGACAAUGUUCGAAACGAAACGCUCUGCCGUUAGGAAUCUUGAUAUAAUUAAUACAUCUCCGCCAGAUCAAGUGAUGUUGUACGUGUUUAAAGUUAAUAAAAGAAACUUUGGAGUUCAAAGCUAAUUACUAGACCUUUACAGUUUGUAUGUUUUCCCAUUUUACAGCACCUGAUGUUACCCCCAGAGAACUGUUUCAUUCUAAUGUCGUCUUAUCUACGUGCAUAGACGUAUGAAUAAUUUACGAAAAUUCGCUUGAGAGCAUCACGUGGUCUGAACUGAAAACAAACAACAUACAAGCCGAAAAGGUCUAUAAUUCCAGUUUGUUAUUAUUUUUCAGGUUUCAUUUUUUUUUUUUUUUGACAACUUUAUUUCAUUGGGGUCAGUCAGAAAAAAAAAACCUGGUAAGAAAAGAUAAAUAAAAAACGUUGAUAAGAACGUUUUCAAUACUCGGCUUUUCGUGAACUCACUUUAAAGACCACGUCUUCAUGCGCAUAUAAAUAACUAACAGGGCAAUUUUAGCGUUUGAGGUACUGACACGGAUGUUUUUCUUUGUGGUCCUUUGCGUAGUAGGGCUGGGAAGUAAUAAGUUGGGCCCAAAAUGAAGGGAGGAAAGAGUUCAAGCCCGUAGUCAGAACUGUUCCUUGCAUAAAAGGGUCAAGUUUUCAAGCUGCAUAUGUACAAAAUGGCACUGUAUUUUCAGCUGGCACAUACCAACACCCGAACAACAACACCUAGCAAAUAUCAAAUACUGAAGAAAAGCAAAAAAAAAAAAAGAGAAAAAUGCUGAGCUUUUUAUUGUGUUUUUUAUAAAGCACACAAAUAUGGAAUAGAGCAGUGUCCAGUGCUGUCGUUUUUAUGUCCUAUUCCAUUCAGAAGUUUUUCUUUAAUUACGACUUUGUCACAAAUGCGUUGUAAUGAUAUUGAGUUUGAGGUAGUUUUUAUCGAUCCAAACGUGCGCCCUUAUCUCCUGAUCAGGAAGAUGGUUAAAAUAGCCUUGUCUCUGGCCUUUUCUCCGCUCAGUCACGUACCAGACAAGUUUCAUUCAUGCUUUGAUUAAGUCAAGUGCUGAUUUCAGUACAGAAAAAUUUGCUCGCGACGGAAGCAUUAUGACUUAGUUAUUUGAAAGACAAGUAUUCUUUCAUUAGAGUGUAUAUAAAUGAAAAAGAAUUUUCAUUCAGUAUUGACAUUAAGGCUCCAAUAUUUUCAAACGGCUUACUAAAGCAUCAAACCAGUAAGAAUUCCAGUGUUUGUAAAAAGCUGAUCAGAAAGAGUAUGCGAUUUUUUGUAGAUUACUUCAUCACGACGAAACCAGGAAAAAAAAAAGGAAUUUGUGGAUACAGUUAUGCCUUCAUCCGUGAAUGCAUGAAACAAACACUCAACAAAGAAUGAAACGCAUGCAUGCCUCCAGCAAGAGGCGGUCAUAUCGCUUUGUUAUUUUGCAUUUAUUUGUCAGCCACGAUCAGAGAAGGCCAAGUGAUAAUUGCGCUUGAACGGCUUUUACUUUUACUCUGUGUUAAAAUCUAUAACAGAAUGUUUCACGCCAGUGCGAGAUAGAGGAAUUGAAAGAGGUUAGUAGUAUUUACGUAGCUUAGUCAGAUUCAUGCCAUUCAAAUAUUUGGGGAAUUGUAAUGGUAACACGAAUGAUCGGAUAAUUUUCUAUUGUAUCGACACUUGUUAACAGUAGUUGUUAUAAUGGGCAGCAGACGUAUCCUACAUUUUGUUCAAAUAAGAAAAGUUGUAAAUGUCUUGUAGACCGUGUGGUAUCUGACACGUCACGAGAAAGACCUCAAGAAAGGAACAAAAUUUUUUCGCUACGAGUUACCGCUCCUGCGUAUUUCCUAAAUGGUAAUUCGUUUCUGCUGCAAAUAUAGUGUUCUCAUAAUGCAGAUUACACUGAUUGAAGACUAGCGAAAUGCAUAUUGGCCAAAUACUAUUAUUCAUAUAAUAGCAGUGAGAAGUUUUCGCGUUGGUAGUAAAAAUUGGACACAAAAAAUUGCCGUCAACAAUGUAAACGGUCUUCUUGAAUAAAACCAGUGGUCUCUUGAUUCAGAUACUAGCCAAUAUUGCUCUUUUAUAUUAUUUUACGCAUUUAUUCAGUUUAUAGUUUUUAUCCCGGAAUGCACAGAUUUCAAAAAAUCGUCAGAUCAACACCUUAGCUCGACUAUCAUUGUCAUUCUUUACGAUGACUAGAUUCAUUCAAGCAUUUCAUCAGGUAAACUACGCAUCGCCUUUGAAAUCAAAGAGAAAGAGUUUGGGGGGUAUAAAAACAAAGGAUUGAACUUUUUGUGUUAACAAAAGUAAGACCAGACUGGUGAACUACGUUUUUUACCUGCUUCACUUUUGUUCAUUUAUUUUUUCUUGUUCUCUUUAAAUUUUUUUUACAUAUUUAUGUAUUUGUUUACUUAUUCAUUCAUUCAUUCAACAUUCCUUUAUUCACAUAUUGCGACUUGUUGUUGCAGUACUUUGAUGGUAAAGUUUGGAUUAAUGUUGGAAAAGUUCAGCGUUAAUCCGGGAGAUAUUCAUUAAAUAUUUCUUGAUAUGAUGUUUGUUUUGUCAUUAACUAUUAAUCAGUUGUACAAAUUAAGCCAAAAGUAAUGCCAAAUACAACAGCUGUAACAAGUUACUAUGAUGUUUUCAAAUUAUGACUGAAGAUCGCUGCUGUUUAAAGUUCUUUCAAAUUCGGUGGCGUUUACUGAUAUAAAGCAACCGGUGAACUUUUUCUUUAUUUUCAAGUUCUUGUUCAUUGAGAUUUUCUUGUAUUGAUUGAAUUUCAGAUCAUGGUGUUAGAGGAGCCCUGGUUCAUUGGCCUCGUUGCAGGAUUAGCAGCGUUAAUUGUGGUUCAUUUCCGUGGAGAUGGUUGAUGGACGACACUACUAUCACGUAAUUAGAUUUGGGCACAAUAGGCUCCUUUAAUUUCUGAAAGGAAAAUUGAUAAUAAAUGUUCAGUUCCAUAUCCGCCGGACAAUCAUUAAUGCGACUGGUUUACGUGGGCCAUCUUGAUCGGUACAUUUUUUAACAACCAUGUCUGAUAUCAUGAUCUAAUAACUCCAAGUUGGUCAGUCCAUGGAAUUACUUAGCUGCAAGAGGAAAUAGGACUAACAAAGCCAACGUUUCUGCACUAGUGAGCCUUAUGGACGUAUUUACUUUAGCAAGAAAACAAGGUGGUCUUGACCAGAGUACUGUGGAGUUUUCCGAUGGUCAUACAACUCGCAACAAAGCUUACGUGAUCUUAACUUUUAAUCUAGCACCCAGUGAAAUGAUAAUUAGGAUCGUAUAUUGACUCUAAAAAAUUGAUCCCCAGCGCUGCGGUGUGAAAACCAUUCCCAACGUUUCGUGAAGAUGCACGUGCCGAUAUUUGUGAAAUAACAUCACAGCGCGCUCGCGACCGCCGAGUGAAAUGAGGGACGAUCAUGAUCGGCUUUCUAAUGGUACCACGAACUUUUUUUUAUUUUUGUAUGAAUGGUUUGAUGCGCACGUCAUUCGUUGAAAUUGACACAUUGAACUCUUUUAAACUUUCUGUUGUCAAACAUUUUCGUCUUUUCACAAAUGAGCAAUCAGGGGCACCCAACGAGAGUAUAGUUCAAAACCACUUAAACAUAGCAUUCUUAAACGUAUUUUAGUAUUUAAACGGUAGAUAUAGGCAUAUUUUUAUCCCCUAAAAAUUUUUCAUCUGUUCGGAUUUCCUAGCUGAAAGUCUAGUGAUCUGAAAAUUAUAGGGAUUAAAACUUACCUUUUCGAAAAUUUCAGCCAGAAAAGAGGCCCCCGAAAAUUCUAGGCAAUUAUGCCAUUUUUUAGAUGUUCGAAAAUCCUAGGAGAGGCAGGCAAGCAAGAAAUUUUACAACAAAUGUUUCGAAAAUUCUAGAUCUCAAAUCGUCUUCCGAACAGAUAUUCUUCCGAAAAUUGUCUUUGGGUGCCCCUGAGAAAUGAACAUGACCCUUGGAGAAACAAAAUUGACGAAUGCCCUCGGAAUGCUCAGAACUAUAUCUGAAUGUUAUAAAAAUUAUGAAACAAACUAAAAUGGAUCCGUUCCGUUUAAGGUCGGGCUACCCAGUGUGAGCUGACCAACAGCCACCAGUAAAUAUGCAGCUAUUGCACUUGAAAAUCUUAACCAACUUGUCUCGCAAUUAAUUCUUCAGUUGCUAAAUUCAGACUUGUAACCAGUUGUUGUGUCUUGUAUAAUUUGGAGAUCCGCCGGGAAAAGGAAGGAGGGAGAGGGGAAAUAACCACAACCUACUUUUGAUUAACUUGGAAAAAGGAAAAGCAUUUUCAGACAAGUUGUUAAUGAGGAGUAGUGUGGAAUGUUGCAAGGCAUAUUCAUCUCAGGGAGUGUUGCACAAGGCAAUCAGUUUGUAAGCAAUUUCUAUUGCAACAAAAUUGCAAUAAAUUUAUAGAAGUCGCCAGAAAAAUUGCCUACUACCUGAAUCAUAACUCCGAUAAUUAUCAUACUAGUAAUGAAUGACUAUGCGAGCAGGGACUGAAAUGUUUCUCUGAAGAUGUUUCUCGGUGCUCCAUUUUUUGAUAUAUUUAAGGACUCAACAGAAAUGGCUGAAAAUUAUGUAGGGUUUGAAAGAAAUCCGAUAAUCAAUUGCUUAUUGGAGCAGUUAACAGGAAAAAUAAUACUUAAAAAAGCUACCCGACGUUUCGAUGUUUAACUAGGACAUCAUUAUCAAGAGUGAUAAAUGAUAAGUUUCAAAGUUAUUUGAAACUUAUCAUUUCUCCCUCUUGAUAGUGAUGUUUGAAACAAUUAGCUUAAUGGUCUUUUUUGACCAUUGAGAAACAUGUGUGAUACUGCAGUUUUUAGUGAUGUCAGCAUUUACCACCAUUGUAGCAUUAUUUUCAUAACGGAUACAGUUUUAACAACCGUUGACGACAUCCAUUGUCUUGUGGAGACAACCAAUGGUGGCUAAGCAAUCAAUAAAAAUCCGGAGUGAAAAAACUAAUUAUUCAUUCUACCGACUCGGUGUAUGGGGAACAGAACAGGCCCAAAUUAUAUCCAAACUAACCCUUCACAAAGACGGAGACGCAAAAAAAAAUUGAUAACAGUCCAGGGAAAAUUAACACUACUGACUGCGGUUGAGGCGAGGUGCAUUUUGCAUAGAUUUAAAAUUAGGUACGUGUUUUUAAAACUUUGAAGUACUUUAUCGAUAUAGCUACAAUGUAGAUCUUAAACUCCAUUAUUAUCAGUCUUGUAAAGAUGUUGUUGAGUGUGGUUUAGCUGCUUCAAGUAUUGAAAUUUGAUAAACUGAUCUUUUAGGAAAUGGUUUAUUUAAUCGUUAUUAGUACAGUGAAAUGAAGUUAACGUGUUUACAAUCGCCUGUGAUUGCGUGCUGCUCUACAGUUCCGCAUUAAAUUCAUGCUAAUUACAAUAUCUGAUAUUACUUUAAGUAUUUAAUUCAUAUUAUUAUUUCAACAUUUUCCGUUUUCCCAUGAGAAGUAAAAUAAUAAAAUAUUCUUAUUAAGAGGGCGCAAAUCUAAACUCUUCGCUUUAAGAAAGUGAUUUCCAAGCAGUGUUUUUCGUCAUAUGAACGCAAAUCUCCAUAUUUAUGUACACAAAUACAAAACAUAGUUUUAUUUUUAUUAUCUGUCGCUAAAAUGUCGUCAUUUGUGUCCAUUUUAACCCAUGUACUAUUACCCAUAAAGCCCUUUACGCAGACGAAAUUGUUUUCGAGGUCUGAACUAUUUAAUACGUUUCUCUUUAGCUUAUAAUUUAAACUUAUUAAAAUGCGUCCAAGAAGAAGAUAGGGAUUUUAAAGUUGUAAUUGCUUCAAUAACGAAUACAGAAAAAAAUGGCGUGACCAAUUACGUGUGACUUAACAUGAUUGUCACCCAAUUAUCACCUUUGACGCUGUAUUCCUUUUCUUCCUGGUUUGUUAAGUAUUUAUAACAUCGCCGAUAUUCCUACUUGUCCAGUAUAAUUCUUUUUCGAGACACAUAAAAGCGUCACAUGUAGGUCUGAUAGAAAAAUUUAUAGACAAUGUUCGAAACGAAACGCUCUGCCGUUAGGAAUCUUGAUAUAAUUAAUACAUCUCCGCCAGAUCAAGUGAUGUUGUACGUGUUUAAAGUUAAUAAAAGAAACUUUGGAGUUCAAAGCUAAUUACUAGACCUUUACAGUUUGUAUGUUUUCCCAUUUUACAGCACCUGAUGUUACCCCCAGAGAACUGUUUCAUUCUAAUGUCGUCUUAUCUACGUGCAUAGACGUAUGAAUAAUUUACGAAAAUUCGCUUGAGAGCAUCACGUGGUCUGAACUGAAAACAAACAACAUACAAGCCGAAAAGGUCUAUAAUUCCAGUUUGUUAUUAUUUUUCAGGUUUCAUUUUUUUUUUUUUUUGACAACUUUAUUUCAUUGGGGUCAGUCAGAAAAAAAAAACCUGGUAAGAAAAGAUAAAUAAAAAACGUUGAUAAGAACGUUUUCAAUACUCGGCUUUUCGUGAACUCACUUUAAAGACCACGUCUUCAUGCGCAUAUAAAUAACUAACAGGGCAAUUUUAGCGUUUGAGGUACUGACACGGAUGUUUUUCUUUGUGGUCCUUUGCGUAGUAGGGCUGGGAAGUAAUAAGUUGGGCCCAAAAUGAAGGGAGGAAAGAGUUCAAGCCCGUAGUCAGAACUGUUCCUUGCAUAAAAGGGUCAAGUUUUCAAGCUGCAUAUGUACAAAAUGGCACUGUAUUUUCAGCUGGCACAUACCAACACCCGAACAACAACACCUAGCAAAUAUCAAAUACUGAAGAAAAGCAAAAAAAAAAAAAGAGAAAAAUGCUGAGCUUUUUAUUGUGUUUUUUAUAAAGCACACAAAUAUGGAAUAGAGCAGUGUCCAGUGCUGUCGUUUUUAUGUCCUAUUCCAUUCAGAAGUUUUUCUUUAAUUACGACUUUGUCACAAAUGCGUUGUAAUGAUAUUGAGUUUGAGGUAGUUUUUAUCGAUCCAAACGUGCGCCCUUAUCUCCUGAUCAGGAAGAUGGUUAAAAUAGCCUUGUCUCUGGCCUUUUCUCCGCUCAGUCACGUACCAGACAAGUUUCAUUCAUGCUUUGAUUAAGUCAAGUGCUGAUUUCAGUACAGAAAAAUUUGCUCGCGACGGAAGCAUUAUGACUUAGUUAUUUGAAAGACAAGUAUUCUUUCAUUAGAGUGUAUAUAAAUGAAAAAGAAUUUUCAUUCAGUAUUGACAUUAAGGCUCCAAUAUUUUCAAACGGCUUACUAAAGCAUCAAACCAGUAAGAAUUCCAGUGUUUGUAAAAAGCUGAUCAGAAAGAGUAUGCGAUUUUUUGUAGAUUACUUCAUCACGACGAAACCAGGAAAAAAAAAAGGAAUUUGUGGAUACAGUUAUGCCUUCAUCCGUGAAUGCAUGAAACAAACACUCAACAAAGAAUGAAACGCAUGCAUGCCUCCAGCAAGAGGCGGUCAUAUCGCUUUGUUAUUUUGCAUUUAUUUGUCAGCCACGAUCAGAGAAGGCCAAGUGAUAAUUGCGCUUGAACGACUUUUACUUUUACUCUUUGUUAACAUCUAUAACAGAAUGUUUCACGCCAGUGCGCGAUAGAGGAAUUGAAAGAGGUUAGUGGUAUUCACGUAGCCUAGUCAGAUUCACGCCAUUCAUAUAUUUAGGGAUUGUAAUGGUAACACGAAUGAUCGGAUAAUUUUCUAUGGUAUCGACACUUGUUAACAGUAGUUGUUAUAAUGGGCAGCAGACGUACCCUACAUUUUGUUCAAAUAAGAAAAGUUGUGAAUGUCUUGUAGACCGUGUGGUAUCUGACACAUCACGAGAAACACCUCAAGAAAGGAACAAAAUUUUUUCGCUACGAGUUACCGCUCCUGCGUAUUUGCUAAAUGGUAAUUCGUUUCUGCUGCAAAUAUAGUGUUCUAAUAAUGCAGAUUACACUGAUUGAAGACUAGCGAAAUGCAUAUUGGCCAAAUACUAUUAUUCAUAUAAUAGCAGUGAGACGUUUUCGCGUUGGUAGUAAAAAUGGGACACAAAAAUUGCCGUCAACAAUGUAAACGGCCUUCUUGAAUAAAACCAGUGGUCUCUUGAUUCAGAAACUAGCUAAUAUUGUUCUUUUAUAUUAUUUUACGCAUUUUAUUCAGUUUAUAGUUUUUAUCCCGGAAUGCACAGAUUUCAAAAAAUCGUUAGAUCAACGCCUUAGCUCGACUAUUAUUAUCAUUCUUUACGAUGAAUAGCUUCAUUCAAGCAUUUCAUCGGGUAAACUACGCAUCGCCUUUGAAAUCAAAGAGAAAGAGUUUGGGGGGUAUAAAAACAAAGGAUUGAACUUUUUAUGUUAAUAAAAGUAAGACCAGCCUGGUGAACUACGUUUUUUACCUGCUUUACUUUUGUUCAUUUAUUUUUUCUUGUUCUCUUUACAAAUAUUUUACAUAUUUAAGUAUUUGUUUACUUAUUCAUUCAUUCAUUCAACAUUCCUUUAUUCACAUAUUGCGACUUGUUGUUGCAGUACUUUGAUGGUAAAGUUUGGAUUAAAGUUAGAAAAGUUCAACGUUAAUGUUGAUGAUUCUGUAUCCAACUGACAGAUAUCCGGGAGAUAUUCAUUAAAUAUUUCUUGAUAUGAUGUUUGUUUUGUCAUUAACUGUUAAUCAGUUGUACAAAUUAAGCCAAAAGUAAUGCCAAAUACAACAGCUUUAACAAGUUACUAUGAUGUUUUCAAAUUAUGACUGAAGAUCGCUGCUGUUUAAAGUUCUUUCAAAUUCUGUGGCGUUUACUGAUAUAAGGCAUACUGAUGAACUUUUUCUUUAUUUUCAAGUUCUUGUUCAUUGAGAUUUUCUUGUAUUGAUUGAAUUUCAGAUCAUGGUGUUAGAGGAGCCCUGGUUCAUUGGCCUCGUUGCAGGAUUAGCAGCGUUAAUUGUGGUUCUUAUAUGUAUCCUAGUGAUAUUUUGCACUUUGUGGGCCAGGUAUUUAAGACAUUAUAUUUAUUUACACUUGUUCGUUUUAACCCCGUGUUGGGUUUAUUUCAAAUAGUAUUCAUCACUGUUGUAUUUCUUGAACGUGACAAUCCAUGUUCCUAGUGGUUCUAUGCCACUAAUCCUGUUAAUGGUGUUAGGGUUAAGUCAUAUGACUGUUGGACCCUGUGUGUCCAGCAAGGAUCUUGAUCAAAGCGUGUGGUAACCAGUGCUCUACGCGUGCUCUGAAACGGCAAUGGUAUUCCAGUCCCGCAAAGUUAAUGAAACCUUGCACUCAAAGAGAAUUCUGUUAAUCAACGCAAUUUGUCAGGAGAAGAUUCGUACGACAUCGAACCACCAAGGGAACAAGUCAUCGAAACAGCGAAGAUCGAAAUGACAAAUUAGCAGUGCAUAGUGUUUUGCAUGGUGAUGCGCAACCCGUGACGUCAUUAGCUGAUGACGAUAAGCAGCAAGCAGGCGAUGAUCACAAGUGACUUAGACUCUUCCCAGCCGCUCGCGCCGGAGUCACGCAAUGCUCCCCGGCCCGAGAGGCUGCGAAGGAGACUACAAGCGACUACAUCGCAAGACAAAUUCUAAGUUACGCUGCUUCUAGAAAGCAACGAAGACAAAAACGUAAUGCUGACAAAGGAUAUAGUGAAAACAAACUUACUAGACUAAAGAUAAACGAGUAUAGCGUAACUAGAUACUAGCUGAAAUGACAGUUUUCUUAGUGCUAUUCGAUUUGAGGGGAAAUGGUUCGUUUAAUUUUCUCAUUUCUUGCAUUACUCUAGGAAAGAUCGUAUGAGGAAACGCGAGGAACGAUUGCAAAGGCGUAUGGCAACUUUGGACCGCAGUCAGGUCUUGGUGGGAGUGGAACCUUCAAGCACUAUGUCAAGUAGUUCCGCGCACACAAAUCCCAAUUGGUAUUUAGUAGAGAAAUCACAAGAGGAAUCAGUACGCUCCUCACCGGGUACGUUAACAAGAGUAACUGGUAACGAGCCCUUCGUUGUUGGGAGGUCGUUAGCUAGGUAUUCCAAAGAACUUGACAACUCAAGACCCUCUUCUGCAAACAGAUAUGGCAGGUCUCAAAGUUCUUCAGAAUUCGAGUGGCGGCGAGGAAGUUUGCCACUCCAACCCACCAGAAUCGAAGGAUCGAAUUCAGCUGAGGAAAGAAUGGCGAGAUUAGGAAUGAUUCCACCUCGAUCUCACGAUGCUGCUGGACACUUUCCUAUGGGAUAUAUGACCGCUCCUCAUCCCAGGAAAAACGUACCAAUGAAGUAUGUCCCAAGGAGAUCCGACGGUGAUGUAUUGAUACCUGUCAAGGAAGUAGAGUUGUGGGAUUCAUCAAGUCCACCUCCAUUUCCAAUCCCCAAAGAAGACUACAAUACUGAGGGAGUCACUUGGUAUCGUUCGAAAUCCCUGGAUGGUGACAACCUGAUAAGUUCAUCAGUUUCUUAUAGUUACCCAAUAAAUGGUCCGCAAGCCCAUCAGUCUCAAAACGGAAGGGUUGUAUCAAAUUCUAAUCUUUUUCCUGGUGCUGCGAAUGCGGUGCAAGAAUAUCACCCUGCUCAGGAACCGGAGAAAUUAAAACGAAUUCAACGUGUUGGAGUACCAACUUUGCCCGAAUAA
Messenger RNA from Porites evermanni, 16989 nucleotides. Lineage: Eukaryota; Metazoa; Cnidaria; Anthozoa; Scleractinia; Poritidae. The record is from the annotation of a GenBank genome assembly.